GUGGAUUGUGAAGGAGAGUUUGAUCGGAUCUCUACUCAGGAAAGGGCUGGACAAACACGUGGUCAUUCUCACAUUUUUAUCUCUCAGUGGGUUAAGAGUAUCGCAUUGCAUAUUUCCUGAGGGAGAAGGACAUCUUGUUUCUGAAGCUCAGGAGUUUAACAUUGUUUUAAAAUGCAGAAAGGGACGUUUCCUCUCACCACAUCUUUGCGGGUUACUUAUAUGCGACUUGUGGUACUCGGAUUUUUUUUCUUGUGCUUCUCACUACUCACAGGUGCAGAAGCUGAAUGUCCUCUUCAGCUCGACCCACAGAGAGCUGUUGUGAGAUACGGCGGUUCUGUUGCAGUUAAUUGUAGCACUUCAGACCUUCUGCAUAAAGGGAUGGGAUGGGAAAUCAGUUUGCGAGAAGUGCUCAAGAACUACACACGGAGUCUGAUCACAUGGAGAGUGUCAGAACUGAAAGAAUGGAACAUAAAUCCAAUAUUCUGCUACAUAAACCUAAACUAUACAAGAGGUGAUAGUAGUCAGUGUCAAAUAGAGCUCCCAGUCACUGUUUACAAGACUCCAGACAGUGUGUCCAUCAGCACUGUGAAUCACAGAGGACCAAUGAUAGAGGGACAGCAGUAUGAGCUCCAGUGUGACGUUCAUGAUGUGGCUCCUGUUCAGAAUCUCACUGUCAGAUGGUACAAAAAUCAGACUCUGCUGCAUCAAACCACCUUCACUGACACCAUCGAGACUCCAGUGAAUAAAAAUGUCACACUCCUGAUCCGUCCAGACAGAGCUGAUAUUGGAGCUCAAUACUGGUGUGAAGCAGAGCUGGAUCUGGGAGCAGAAGGACCUCAACCUCCUCCUAAAAAUUCAUCAACACCUCUCAGCAUUACUGUACAUUAUAAACCGAUCAUCAAUGAGACCAAACUGCCCUCAGUAGUGCGUGUGUUUCGAGGCUAUCCAGAUGUGCUUGUUUGUGAAGCCGAUGGAAACCCAAAACCAACAAUCAGCUGGAGCCUCGGCACAAAUGGCACAGAACAUAACAUAUAUAGUGAAAAACUUAAUAUAACAGAGUCAACACCUGAGAAUGUGUACUGCAUUGCAAACAAUUCUGUUGGCAAUACCACCAGACAUGUAAAAGUGUCCAUACAAGAGGAUUACCUGCCCUUGAUAGCAGGACUUAUUGCAGUCAUUGUGGUGUUCAUCAUAUUCAUCUUCAGCUUCAUCUACACAGUCUACUACAAAAAAGCCAAGAUGGGCCAUUAUAGCCUGAAGAAUGCCAAGCCUAGUGCACAAAAUGGAAACAUAACACAGAAUGGCAAACAAAACCCUAUUCCUAUGAAGAAACUCCCUCAGAGCAGUUUUCUUGCUUAGAUAAUGAAAUCCUUGGGUUUUGAGCAUCUAGACCCAGUGUCCACAAAAUGAUUUGUCACACUGGAAGCCUCUAGCCAUCUACUUUGUGGAGUUUUUGUUUCUUUAUGGAUUAAUUAUUUUUUAUUUUAUGGAGCACCUAUUCAUUCACUCCUCGCCACUCACAAAAUAACCUUUUUAGUUUUCAGCAAUCUAAUGGACCAGAAGAAAAUAUGUGACAAACAGAUGACAAAGAAAUGCUAAAUGAUUUUUGAAUGAAUGGACAUGAUGUCUGCAGUGGAUGUUUUCAGAAAUCUACCAUCUUGAUAUAAGUGAAUGUUCAUUAACUACAAAGUGGCAUUGUUUUAUUGAGUUAUACUAGCUUUGUUUGUCAUUGAAGGGAAGGCUCUUGUUAAAUUGUGUAACAAGACUGUUCCUCUGUCUAUGGCACAUUGGCCAGUUUAAAUAUUUGUGUUUUGUCAAAAGUUGUACAUUAUGUAGAAAUGAGAAAUGAUGCUGUAUUAACAAAGUUUAAGAGGAGCACGUUGAGAUAAUCAACCAGUCAAGCAUGGUAGUAAAUAUAUAAAGCCAACUUGUGUUUCAUGACAGAUUUCAGGCCCCUGUCCUCCGCCCCAACACCUCACUCCCAUCUAUUCCUAAUCCCAGUUUGGGAUAUGGGGAAGUUCUCUGGGAGCUCGGCUCCCUCCCUUCAGACAUCAGGUUUCUAAUGCUGAACCUGUGCGGAAAUAUUUGGAUGAAUUUCUGAAAAUUCUCUCAGGCCUCAUAGUUAUUAUGCUCAACCUAUGCUCAACAUUAAAUAGGAGAGCCAGUUUUAUGGUUCAAGCUGUAUAAUGAUGUUAAAAGCAUAGUUUAACCAAAAACGACAGUUCUGUCAUCAUUUACUCACCCUCAUGUUCUUCUAAAGGCUUUUUAUGAAUCAUAAAGGUAGCACAUAUAACUAUAUGUUCUGAAGCAGUAUGGAUGUUUGUCUGUUUUUGGUUUGAUAUGUGUGUAAAGAUGAUUUUAAAACACUUAAAGUCACACAAGUUUGGAAUGGCAUGAGAAUGAAAAAAUGGUGACAGGAUUCUUGAAUGAUUGAUCUAAUUAAACAUAUUUAAGGGCUUUGUAUAGGUCGUUACACAUUCAUAUCUGCAACGUUUUCAAUGGAAAGAUAGUUUUAUAGGGUCAUAAAAAUAACCUGAGAAUAACCAUAAGGGAAUGUUCUGUAUAAAUUAUUUUAGGUUAUUUAAAACUAACCACCCUGCAACGUUCUGGGAAUGUUAUUCCCCCAAAAAUAACCAAAUGCGAACCAAAAACCAGCGUUAGGGGAACGAUCUGUGUUUUCUGGGAAUGACCCUGAAUUACUAGCAACUGCAAAGCAACACCAUACCAAUCACAAAGACUAUCAUAGCAACCUCAAAGACUACCCAAGCAACUGCAUCGCAACACCCUAGAAACCACCCUGGAACAUUAUCAGUCUAUCUGUCUCUCCUGUUUUUUAUUUAGAUUUCAGACUUAUACAUAUUUAAUUAUUAUAAAAAAUAAAAAUAAAAAAUAAAUAACACUAGCUUUUCUAAUCUUUUUGCAUUAUAUCUAUUUAGCCCUAUUCAGACGGGACUAGUUUUCUAAACUGUAUAUCUGGACAGCACAAAGAUCACGUGCUCUGUGUGUGUGCAUUGUGUAUAGAUAUUCGGAUUGUUUAUUAUUAGUAUUAUCACACAAAUACUACAGUGAAGCGAAAUGACUAGUACAGCAAAACCAUGUUAAUGUCUGUUUUUUUAUUCGUAGUAAACCCAUGUUUAAUUUUUAUAAAGGUACAUCUGUAAUUAAAAUAUUAUGUAAUAGAGUGCAGAAAUGAACAGAAAUGUAAGUAAUCUUACCUGAAGUCGAACAGUUUACGUGAUCUGACUCUUGAUUUUAUUAUUAUUAUUACAUAUAUUUUUUUAAUUAUUUUUAUACGUUGCCGGGAAGCAAACAUAUCAAACAUGCAUGCGGUAAGAGCAUACAGUAAUUCACGUUGGCCAAAACACAAAAAAGAAACUUGUUGUAAAAAAAAAAAAUUGCCGCAAUCAAAGACAUUCGCAUUAGGAUGGGAUUCAUUUUCUCAGAGGAUCACUGAGUUUACUGAAUGUAAAUAUAUACUGUUGUUUAUUCAAACUUCAAACUCAUUCAGCUUAACACCUUGAAAUAACAUGUUUUAAAACCACUUCAUACAGGUCAAACUUUCUCAAGCCAACAUCAAAGUUUGUUCACUAACUGUACUUGUCUAGUUACUGUUGUCAUAUGAAUGGCCUUCUUUACAGCUGUAUGUUUCACUCUUGCUCAUUCUGACACUGAAACUGUUAAAAAGUUACCAAGAUAUUAAAAAGAGCGUAAUUGUGUGGUUUUAAAAUGGUGGCAAACUUGUGGACCAUUCCUGUCGCCAAUAAAACAACUCUGUUUUCAUUGCA
This is a messenger RNA of Carassius gibelio (silver crucian carp), 3785 nucleotides long. Its product is annotated as intercellular adhesion molecule 1-like. The transcript is spliced from 5 exons. Gene Ontology annotation, molecular function: integrin binding. The record is from RefSeq and is a predicted model, not a curated record. Gene Ontology annotation, cellular component: membrane. Lineage: Eukaryota; Metazoa; Chordata; Actinopteri; Cypriniformes; Cyprinidae. Bases 172 to 1359 code for a protein of 395 amino acids. Gene Ontology annotation, biological process: cell-cell adhesion.